Podarcis lilfordi (Lilford's wall lizard) is the source of this 42254-nucleotide messenger RNA. The record is from the annotation of a GenBank genome assembly. Lineage: Eukaryota; Metazoa; Chordata; Lepidosauria; Squamata; Lacertidae.
AUGGGAGUGCCGAAAUUUUACCGUUGGAUCUCGGAGCGGUACCCUUGCCUCAGCCAGGUGGUGAAGGAGCAUCAGGUGAGAGGCGGCUGCCGGUGUUGCUCUUUCCUCUCUCCCGCUCUUGCAUGGAGGGAAGGGGCGCUUCUUCUUUCCAGGGCGGCUGUGCUUGGGAAAGAUGUCUCGGCACCUCCGAAGGGCUCCCCGGAAAACCCCGCUUCGACCCUUUUUCCUGAGUCGCCGCCUUUGCCCAGGGAAGCCUCGUCUUGGCGACCCGUCCUAGAGAAGUUCUCCUUGCAUUUUAGGGUUUCUGCCUCUAUCCCGUCAGCUGGGCUUGUCGACUUACCUAUGUGUUACUGAUUAUUAUUAUUAUUAUUAUUAUUUUAAACCUCUUAUAGCUGUUGAGCUCCUUGGAAAGGGGGGACUAUACAUGUAGUCGUGCUCAUCAUUAUCUUCAAAUAACGACGACAAUGACAUCUGUACCCUGCCCAUCUGACUGGGUUUCCCCAGCCACUCCGGGCAGCUUCCAGCAUACCCAGCAAAACAGCAGCAACAGCAAUAAUACUAUCAUCAUCUCCACAGGGAGCCACAGCUAGGAGAGGUACGCCCUGUAGGGAGAGGUUGUGUGUUGUGUUGUUAAGUUUGUAUAGCACCCUUCAUCCGAAGAUCACAGGGGUUCACAACAUAAAAAGACAAAAUGAGAACACAAAAUGCAUAACAACCCUCCCACCCCACAAACAAGCCAAUAGACGCCUUCCCACAAACACAUUUAAAAGGCCGUAGAGUGGCAUUUUCUCCUUGCAGCCUUCCUUCGUUCCUGGCUGCAGCCAUCUGUGACUGCUUUUCAUUUAGAGAAGAAGAGCAGGAUGGGGAAACUGUUACAAACAACUCAGGGACACUUUGUACUUUGGUCCUUCACUGUGAAAUGCUUCAGCUUUGGGAACGACGCCCUGAACACACUUGUAUAGAAAUACCUGCAUUUGUCAGCUAACAACAGGCAGCUUUAUUCUGCCUGAAUUCUGUGGAGCAGGGAAAAACUGUGUGCUUCCACAUUAGAAAUUGGUCCAUUAAAAUACAUGGUUGAAUGGGAGUGAGAUUUUACCCAGCAGGAAAGAGAAUGAAGGUGAUGGAGAAUGAGCCAGACUGCUGAAUCGGAAGGACCCUCUGACCUGGAGUGGAGUUGCCAAAAUCCUGAAUUCACUCUUGCUGCAAAGAUUUAUGAUGAAGUGGUAGAUAAGUCUUUCUAAGUAAACAAACUAUAAAUAAAUAAGUUCCAUUGAACUCUGGAACUUUAAACACACAGCAUUGCAUUGCCAACCAUUGUUGCCUAUUUGAUAACCUUUGACUACACUUUAUCCUGGUGAUCUACCAAUUACAGCUUUUUUUGGUUAAGGAACUGCUGCUUUGAAUCAAUGUAAAAGAGUGGCUUCUGAUUUGAAAGUGGUGUCACCUGAGAGUGCCAUUGGUGUCAUUGUUAAAGUGUUGGACAUGGUGGGGGUAACUUCAAGUCCCCACUCAGCCCUGAGGAUCACUAGAUGAUGUUACACUCUCAGCCUAACCAACUUUAAAAAGCUUGUUGUGAGGAUGAAAUUGAGGAGUGGAGAAAAGGCAAAUAGGAAAAUAGAAAAAUUAAUUAUUAAAAAAAAAAUGUUUUAGAAAGCUGUAAAACCAGGCACUGUAACUAUAGUUACUGUUAAAUACAGGGAUGGCUAACCUUUUUUUGGCCAAGCCAUCUGAGGGCCAUUUGCCAGCAGGUGGAUUUAGCCACCUCACAAUCUUAUUACACAGAGUCUUCUUCUCAGCUGCUCUCUACAGAUCAUCUGAGGAGGGGUGGGGCUAGCAUCCCCCUUCACCCAUCAAAUGAAGAGUCUGACAUCCAGGGAGGGGCUGUUUGAAGCUCCCAUCAAAGCACCAGGCUAAGCGCAGAGGUUUAUACAACUUCUCCUAUCCCAGUGUUGUCUAGUUCAAAUUUAUCUCUUUUUGCCAUCACCAAAGUUGUGGGAUGGUUAGGGGGAGAGAAAAAUUUUGAUUGGGUGCCAGACAAGACUCCAAAGCUUGGAUUUAGUCACCCUUGAUCUAAUGCAUGGUCAGGAAUCUUACACUUUACUUUCAAUCUUGUGUAUAUAUACUUGGAAGUAAAUCCUAUAUUUAAUUUUCCCUAAGUAAAUAUGCCUUGAGAUGCAUGAUAGUAUACAGAUUGUAGCCUUCCAUUCAGGGAGCAAUAUUUGCUUGUAGUUUUUUUUAAUUUAUAGCACCAGUAUUAAUAUACUUGAGGACUUGCUAGGAAAAAAUGCAUUGACACAUAGCCUGAUCAUGUUCCUAGGUAAAUUGCAGGUUUCAUUUCUCUAUGGAAAUACUUAGCAGGUUGGUUUCACUUUUGUUUCUCUUAACGUGCUCUGUUGUUUUCCAUUCUCGCACAGAAGUGCUGCUUGCAGUGGUGAAAUGUGUUAACUGGAGCCAUAUUUUCUAUUUCUUCCAGCAAUAAUUAAAAAUGUCUUAUUUUUUCCUCCAGAAUUUAUAUGCUGCCUUUCAAGACAAAUGGGGAAGGUUGCUCACAUAAACCAAAUGUAGAAUACAAUUUAAAACAUUUCUAUUACAAUUACAGAAACUGAAAAAGACCAUCUAAAAACAAUAUGCAAUAAAGUACAGUAGCAUCACUGUCAUGUGAUACUAUCAUUUUGGUUAGCUGUUUUGAGUAGCACUUUAACCUUGAUAAAGGAACUUGACUUUGGAGUGACCUUGACUCAGCAGUUGUAGUUUCAAAUGAAGUACCCAAUGCUAAAGUUGGUGUUUUGUGGGGUUGUUUUUAAUUUACGCUGGCAUGGUACUCCUGGCUCUACGCCUGACAAUGUGCCCCUUGACCCCGGUCUUUCCUGGCUUGUUAAAUCUAGGGCAUUUGACUAGUUAGUUACAGAGCGUGGGUAAUACUUCAUUGUGUGACAGGGUGGAACAAGACAAACCAUGAACUUGAGUUUGGAAAUAAUUUUAAGUCAAACCAUAGCUUGGAUGCAGAUAUGACAGCAGGACUAUGAGACAGGCAAAGCAGCUAUGCUUUUUACUGUGAGUACCUGCAUGGUCGCACAUUCAUGCUUAGUUUGGCUUAACAUUACAAUGGGACUGGUAACUGCUGUGUAAGGGAGAAUAAUAUAGCAACUAUUGGUGGCUUCCUUGCUGCUAGAAGCAGAACAUAUUUCUUGAUUAAAGGUAAAGGGACCCCUGACCGUUAAGUCCAGUUGCGGACGACUCUGGGAUUGCGGUGCUCAUCUCGCUUUACUGGCCGAGGGAGCCGGCGUUUGUCCUCAGACAGCUUCCAGGUCAUGUUGCCAGCAUGAGUAAGCUGCUUCUGGUGAACCAGAGCAGCGCACGGAAACGCCGUUUACCUUCCCGCCGGAGCGGUACCUAUUUAUCUACUUGCACUUUGAUGUGCUUUCAAACUGCUAGGUUGGCAGGAUAUGUUUUCUAAAAUGUUUUAGAAAGCUGUAAAACCAGGCACUGUAUCACCCAUCAAACUGCUAGGUUGGCAGGAUAUGUAAACAAUCAGACUGCAUUGUUUCUUAUCAAACCCAAAAAUCUAUAAACAGCAAUUCCAGAAUGCACAGUUAAAAAUUAUGAGCCCUCCUCCAGAGGUGGAAGUAACACAUGAAAUAAGUAUUUCAUAUACCGGUAUGGAAUCAUAUCUACAGAAAGGAGGAAGAUGGAGCAUAAGCUUUCUUGCUAGGUGGAUGAAUAACUGCUACUUGUAUGAAUUAAUGGCUCUAAUAUGUUUCCUAGAUUCCAGAGUUUGACAACUUGUACCUGGACAUGAAUGGUAUCAUUCAUCAGUGUUCACACCCUAAUGAUGAUGAUGUUCACUUCAGAAUCUCUGAAGACAAGAUCUUUGCUGAUAUAUUUCACUAUUUGGAAGUAUUGUUUCGCAUUAUUAAACCAAGAAAGGUUUUCUUCAUGGCAGUAGAUGGAGUUGCUCCAAGAGCAAAAAUGAACCAGCAGCGUGGCAGACGUUUUAGGUGUGUGAGUUCUUCCUUGUUUGUUUGUUGUUAUUGGUUCCCUCAUACCUCUUCUGAAUGCAUGUUAUUCUCAAGCAGUGGCAGUUAACACUGUAUCUGUUGCUAAAUUUUUUUUUCAAGAAAUGCUGUAUUCCGUGCUCGCUUCGGCAGCACAUAUACUAAGAAAUGCUGUGUUCCUUCCAGGGUUUUUGGAUGCCUUGCUGGAUAAGCAAAAACGAAAGAAAGAAAAUGAAAAUAAAUAGUUGCCAGCAUCCCCAACCUGUUAGCCCACCUGCAUUAAUUUUUUUCCAAGGAAAAGGCCUGCAUGCAUUGUUGGGUGACAUCCUACGUAAUUUUUCUAUGCACCUUUGGGAAGUGCUAUAAAAUGCUCUCAGAAGCCAAAGAGGCACUUCAUCUACCAGAUGGAGGAGAAAGGAUGCACUUUUGGGUGCCUCUUCCCAGAGAUGUAUGGAACACCUCUUGGCAGUGUCAUCCAAUGCACCUGCCUGAUCUUUCCCAAGGGAAAGUCUGGGAGGAGUGUGCACUGUUGAGCAUUGCUUCCCAAGGAUGCAAAGGGGAUGGUGGGGUGGGAGUAUGUUGUGUUGUCCACUGCUGCGAUAAAGCAGGCACCUUCAGGCAGCAGUGUCCUCUACUUUCCACCAGCUUGCCUUCUCUGAAGCAGGAAAGGUUGACAACCUUUGCCUGUUUGGCCCUUUCUAGCUAAGGCUUCUUUGCCAUGCAGCUGCCGAACAGUCCCUGGUCUUCCUCCCACCUUUGGAGCUGUGAAGUGGCAGGAAUUGCAGUGCAAAUGCUUGGACAAUCCUACCCAGCUCUACAGCUUCAAAAUAAGGAUUAAGACUGGCUGCUUUUUAUGCUUGGCAGUUGAUAGCACCGCACUAGUCAUGGAGAGCAUAUUUGUUGAAGUCUGGGUGCUGUGCUGCUUACUUUAAAAAUACGUCUGCCCCACCCCACUUUGGCCUUUAUAUUUGUAUAUCUCAAUACUGAUAUGUUUUCUGUGUUACUGUGUUUUGGAAGCUUCUACAUGUAUGGGAGCUGACAUUGUAGCUGAUGGAGAAACCAAUACUUGCUUUGAGCUCAUGGUAAUGCACUUGGGAGUCUUAAGAAGAGGGUCUCUAAAAUUAUUAGAAAGUUUAGCUCAGCUAAGUUUCAUUUCAGCAGGAUUUAAAAGAAAGCUCGGGUUUCUUUGCAUUAUGUUCCACUAAACACAAUAAUACAAAUCUAAUUAGUGUGGGUUAGCUAAAUUAAUGAUUGUCUUGGUUAAAAAAUCAUUUGGGACUGGGACUGGAGUAGAAGGGCUUGGAAUUUUAGUGCAUGAGUGUGAACUAUAAAGCAGAAAGUCUCUGUUUAAAUCUCACAUCCUCCUCUAAUUCACUGAGUAGCCUUAAGCAAGUCACUGACUCUCAGCGUACUCCCCUCCUGUCUAAUAAAAACCCACCCCUUACACAGUUUUUGUGCUAUUAUUGAUAUUAUGUAUAUGAAAUGAUGUGCAUACUUUACAGCACUAAAAUGCAAAAUAUUGUUACAGGUCAGCAAAGGAGGCAGAGGACAAAAUAAAGAAGGCAUUAGAGAAAGGAGAGACUCUUCCGACAGAAGCUAGAUUUGAUUCCAAUUGCAUUACACCAGGUAGAGGAGUCUGCUUAAUUUUUUAUGUUCUUACAUUCGGGUGCUAAGCUGCCAUCUGGAAUUGCAUCCUUCUUUCUGCCCCUUACAGCUCAUUUGAAAUUAAAGGAUGUGGUUUUCAAAAGUGCUGUAAGCCAAAGGUUUCUAGCAAUUAACUCAGGUGAAUGCUUUUUGGAAAUUAAUGACUUGAAAAUGGUGGAAAAUUGAUAAUCAGGCUUAUUGUUAUGAGACUUCUCUUGUGCGUUGCACUAUAGAAAAAACUAGCAGUUGUUUGUUUUGAGCUAUGGUUACAGUGGCAAAUGUUUGUCUUUAUCCCAGGGUAACUUUGGAAACCAGAAAAUAUGUAAUGCAUAGAAAUUACUUGUGGUUAUAGUCAACUAAAAUUUCCUAUCAGAUUCUUUUUAUGCCCAAGAGCAUUUAGCCAUCCAAACACAGAUUUUUGAGCGGUCUUUGGUUUGAUGAUCUAAGGCAGUCUCUGUUUUUGAAAUUCUGAGAUAAGAAGUGUUAAAUGAAGCAAACAAAGUUAAAAAAAAGGAAGUAGCAAUAAACACCGCAUGGAAAAUGAGUGUAACAUUGAACACACUAGCUAUACUAUAUUGCAUUUUUCUAUUUCAUUAGUCAAAUAGGACAUUUUACCUUAUGAUACAAAAAUAGAAAAAAGAUUUCCAUGCACAAAUGCAAAGAAUCUCGCUUCUCCAGCUCAUGUUGAUUCCAAAGAAUGCUGUGUGACUUUUGAGCAAUUUUGGCCCAUAAAAGCUGUCAGCAAGACUUUCAAAAUGGAAGUUAAAUUCAUUUUUAUCUCUAUGGGGGUACAGAGUCACUUAAGCUAAAUCCUCUUUUCUCUUAUCCCUGUUGCUAUUCUUUGUCGAGCUACUAUAAACUGGAAGUCACAAAUUUUCUGGUUCAGGCACAACUCUUGAGGCUGGAGAACCAGGUAAUGUCUUCCCUCAAAAGUCUAGAUCAGUAAGUGCUUAAUGCAUGGGAAUCUCUGACGCUGUCUUUACCAGAAACAGGAAAACACAGUUGAAGCAAAAUAAAAAUGCUGAAAUUCCAAAACACAUUUUAGAAUUCUGAACAGUUUAUACUGUCAUGGUGCCAUCUUUAAUUGUAGUAUACCAUCUAUUUUUGUGUGAAACAUUGAUUUCUAAAAACGUGUCUCUCUUUGUAAAAGGUAAAAUGAUUGUUUGUUUCCCACUUCUGUUGAUUGUUAAUCUUUUCCAGUGAAACAGGUUUUAAUUCUUUUCUGAGAUUUCAGUCUGUGAAGAUUUAACUUUCGUAUUUAUGUUACUAGGGACUGAAUUCAUGGCCAGGUUGCAUGAACAUCUGAAGUAUUUUGUAAAUAUGAAGAUUUCAACAGACAAAUCCUGGCAAGGCGUAACUGUCUACUUAUCAGGCCAUGAGGUUACUUUUUACAUUAGUAAUUUCUUACAACAUUAAUAUUAAACGAAGCAGUAUUUAUUAAUUUUAUUUUGUUCUUUUUUUGUUCAGACACCUGGAGAAGGGGAACAUAAAAUUAUGGAAUUUAUAAGGUCAGAGAAAGCAAAGCCUGACCACGAUCCAAACACAAGGCACUGUCUGUAUGGUUUGGAUGCUGACUUGGUACGUUCAGAUUGAAAGUGUAUGCCUGGGAUUUGGGAAUAAAUUAAAUUCUGGAUAUAAAUGUAUGUGGCUAUUAACCACAGUGUCUCUUCAGACUGCAAUAAAUGCUUUUACGUGUGCCCAGCGAUUUCUCACCACCCUCUCACAUCAUAACCUGAUCUUGAAUUCCGGCAAGACUGAGCCACUGUGAGUGACCCCUUCAUGUGACAGAAAAAUUGGUCAACUGCCUGCCCUGGACAGGAUUGCAGUCUAGCUGAAGGCACAGUUAACACUGUCUGUGGGUGCUUCUGGAACCAGCUUUGUCUCUGGACGCCCAGGUAGCCUCAGUAACUAGAAGCAUUUUUUACCAGCUUGGCCUGAUACAACAGCUACAGCCAGCCGUUCCAGGACCAGGAGAGUUUGACCACAGUAGUGACCACUGGUGAUUUCCAGAUUAAAUUACUACACUGCAGUCUCUAUGUGACUUCUCUUGGGCUUGAUCUGGAAACUGCAGCUCGUGCAGAAUGAGUGAGACAGGCAGGAGUGAGAUGCUCUGUCCAAAGAUCUGCUCUGGUUGCUGAUUUGUUAUUGGGCCAAGUUCAGGGUGUUAAUAUUAGUAUAUAAAGCAGCUUGGCACAAGUUUAUUUGCAGGAUCUCCUUAGCCCAUGUAUGCUCUCUUGACAGCUUUGAUCUGCAGCACUGUUACAGAUGCCACACAAUACAGUGGUACCUCGGGUUACAUACGCUUCAGGUUACAGACUCUGCUAACCCAGAAAUAUUACCUCGGGUUAAGAACUUUGCUUCAGGAUGAGAACAGAAAUUGUGCUCCGGCGGCGUGGCGGCAGCAGGAGGCCCUAUUCGCUAAAGUGGUGCUUCAGGUUAAGAACAGUUUCAGGUUAAGAACAGACCUCCGGAACGAAUUAAGUACUUAACCUGAGGUACCACUGUAUUGAUUUUGCACAUGAAUGAAAAAGUUUUUUUAGUGUAGCUGACCCUGUACUUUGGAAUUCCCUGCCCAUUGACAUAAGGCAGGCAUCUUCGCUGUGCAGUAGGCCCUUAAGUUGUGCACUUUAAAAAAAAUGUACACACAUGGCGAAAAAGGGAGGACAUAGAGUUCUGACUUUGGCAAUACCACCUGCCAUUGAACCCAAUGAGUUUUUAUUUUAGGCACAAUCACUGGAACAUAACCUCUAUGUAAGUUGCAGGCCUAGUGUGUUCUUUUCACAGUAUUUUAGUGCUUAAAGCAUCUUACAUUGAUGAUUGUUUUGGGGGGGGAAUUAAUUCCUUGUUUUUAACUGUUUUUAAUUGAUAGUCUUAAUAUUUAUCAGAAACUGCUUAGAGCUUUUGUUACAAUCAAGUGAUAUAUAAAUUUUGUGAAAAAGUUAAGAAAAAUAAAACUCUUGACUACAACCUUUUUAAUUUGUGUAGGUUUGAAAAGUAGUUUAAGUAGUGUGGCAACUACUAGAAGAAUGCUAUUGGAAGAAGGGGGCACUCGCCAUGCAUGAGUCUCAUUGAGAUAAUUUUAAACCUAGGCUUACUUGCUUUCCCAUAAAAGAACUAAUAAUUCAGAGUUGCAGCAAAAUAUUUUAAAUAUGCUUACCUCAAAAACAAAGUGUCUUGUGGAACCUUAAAUACUGACAAAUGUAUUAUGGCAUAAGCUUUUGUAGACUCAAAGCUACUUUGUUAAAGUGACUGGUUUUAGGGGUAAAAACAUUUAAAAUGCUUCUUUCAACAGAUUAUGCUUGGACUGACAAGUCAUGAGCCACAUUUUUCCCUUUUAAGAGAAGAGGUCCGGUUUGGUGGCAAAAAGUCACAAAGGUAACUCCUCUAAAAAUAUGAAUUGCAUAAAAAAGGAAAAUUGAUCAAAACCACUAGAUAGCUACAUCAUUUUUUUAAAUGAAUAUUUGAUAUUGAAUUAUUUGUAAAAUUUCCAUCAGCUUACUUAGUUGUGAUCAAUAAUUUUACAGAGCGUGUGCCCCAGAAGAAACCACUUUUCAUUUACUGCACUUGUCAUUAAUGAGAGAAUAUAUUGACUAUGAAUUCUCACCAGUUAAAGUAAGUAUGGAUGGACCACAGGGCAAAAAUUGUUUAAAGGUUUGCAUAAGGCAUUGGUCACGAAUUGUUUCUAUCAACCUUUGUUUAUCAGGACAAGAUAUCGUUUACAUAUGAAGUUGACAGAAUAAUAGAUGACUGGAUCUUAAUGGGCUUUCUUGUCGGAAAUGAUUUUAUCCCUCAUCUACCUCACUUUCAUAUUAACCAUGAUGCACUGCCACUGCUGUAUAGAACAUACAUGGAUAUUUUGCCUAAACUUGGAGGUAAGAGUCUCACAAAGCUAAUGCAAUAUGGUCAGUUUCAAGAUUGCUUCUUGUUGCAAUUGUGACAGUAUUACAGAGGAGAUUGCAGAAUGGAAAAGACAGCAGGGAAUCCAGUCUUAAUUUUUUGUGUUAUAUUGCUCAUGUUGCUCCUCUUCAAUACAGUGUGCCUGCAGGAAAAGCAGCUCAUGAUUAUAAGCAUGAAUCAUAUUUUUCUUCUCUAAUAGGUUACAUUAAUGAAAGUGGGCACCUCAACUUACCUCGUUUUGAGAGAUACCUUACAAAAUUGUCAGAUGUAAGUAUAUUUUUUCUUCUGAGCAAAACUAAAGUCUUAACUUAAAGCCCCAUCUAUACCUUCAAUGUGCAGGUUUGCUCUCUAAAUCUGAGAACCUGAGUUUUUCAUUAAAAAGAAAAAGAAAAGAAUUCUAGCUGUCAUCAAGGUGGAGAGAUGCUUGAAAAUUUUGAAAGUAGCAUGAUUGAAAAUAUUGGGCAGCUUCAUCCAUUUUGGAAUUAGCGGACACGCUGCAUGUAUAUGAUUCUGGCUUCCCAGAAUGCAUGUCCAGUAAAGAAAAAAAGCAACUUUCCACCACACAUGUUACAGAGUAUGCAAGGAGGAUCGUAUCUUUUGAUUUUAUAACUGUAACAUUACCAAUCUGCUUUUCUUAUGCUGCAAUUACCUUUCUUUUUAUCUCAGUCAAGCCACUAAAUCUGUACCUCUCAAAUAUAUUCUGCUUCUGUAAAUCAGCAUAGCUUUACUUUUUGUGUCGUAGCAAUUCCCACCCCACCCCCCAGUGUAUGAUAAACUUCCACUAGUGCUAAACAGGUGAACUGUUCCAACCUGCCAGAUCUGCAGUUGAAAAUAGUAGUAGGAAAAUAUGCUGCUUCUUUUUUUGAAAACAUUUUAAUUUCGUUUUUUACAAUACACGUUUAUAGAAAAAAUUCAAUUGCAUAUCCAUAUGAAGAGAUUCCUCGGAAUCUCAGGACUCCCCCACCCCUUCCCUGGAGUCCCAUUUUAAUCAGUUAAAAACUGCAUCUUCUUCAAACUCUAAUUAUUAUAUCAAUCCAUAUUCUCCAUGAUAAUUGUUACACUACAAGUGAUUCAAAAUCCUGCCAAUGUUUCCAUCUGCUUACAGUGGUCUCUUUGAUUACUUAUACAUUUUCCCCAUUCUUUUAUAAAGUUUUUGUCCUCUUGAUUCCUGAGUUUUCCAGUCAGCUUUGCCAUCUCAGCCUAGUCCAUCAGCUUGGUUUGCCAUUCUUCUCUGGUCGGGACUGUGUCUUCCUUCUGUCUCUGGGCUAGUAGCAUCUCAGCAGCUGUUGUUCCAUACAUCAAAAGUCUUUUCUGGUCUCUUGGAAUAUCUGUAUCAGUAAUUCCUAAGAAAUUACUGGUUUUUUAACAAAUGUCAUUUUAAACUUCUUUUUCCAUUUCAUUAUAUAUCAUCUCCCAGAAAGCUUUACCACCUUUCAAGUCCACCACAUAUGAUAAAAGGUGCCUUCUUUUUCUUUACAUUUCCCGCAGGUAUUUGUACUUGUCCCUGUACAUUUUUGCCAACUUAGUAGGAGUCAAAUACCAACGGUACAUCAUUUUCAUAUAAUUCUCUUUCAAGGAACAACAGGCCGUAAAUUUCAGGUCUGUGUUCCAUAACCUUUCCCAGUCUGCCAUCUGAAUGUUAUGACCCAGAUAAUACGCUUUGGAGUUCAAAUAUCUCCUUGAGAAAUUUGCCUUGAAAUAGAUUAGAUGUAUAAUGAUAAUGCUUUUCUUUCUUCCAUUUAUUUUAACAGUUUGACCGUGAGCAUUUCAGUGAAAUCUUUUUAGAUCUGAAGUGGUUUGAAAGCAAAGUGGGCAAUAAAUAUCUGAAUGAGGCAGCUGGUAUUGCUGCGGAAGAAUCAAGAAUGCAAAAGAAGCGCAAGGUUAGUAGUCUGGUGCCAUCUGCAAAUUUGAUGAGCGUCCCUUCAAUUCCUUAAUCCAAGUCAUUUAUAAAGACGAUGCAUUCUUGUAGCAUUGAAAUUUCACUCUUUACCAUCACAGCUUCUUUGAAUUGAUUCUAUAUGCAUAUCACUCUGUGUUAUUUAAAGUAUCAAUCACAAUUUUAACAGGCUCAGGAAAAUGCUAUGUGCUUGGCUGCUUUGGAGAAAACUGACAAUGGAACUGUAGCAUCUUUAAAAAGUGAGUCCAAUUGUUGUGUGGUGCCUGUGCUGGCUAAACUUGUGUACAUAAAUUAUCUGUGAGCCCGAGAUUCUUGGCAUUUUACUCUUUAAGUGAAAGUGAGUAAAAGACAAUGAAUUUUUUUUAAAGGAAGCUGUUUUUAUUUCCAUUUUCCACACUAUUUGCACACUUAAAGUUUUCAGCUAGGUUCAUUUUAAUUUCAGGCAAGCAUAUUUGCUAUACUCCUUUCGGUGCCUGAUAAAAACAAUCUUGUUUAGACAAGCCUACCCAGAUGCUUAUAAACCUGAGGAAAUUUUAAUCCCUUUUUGGUAUUUUAACCUUUGUAUGUUUCUAAGCAUGGUUGUAAUUUUUUCUUGAUUUUAUUGUUUCAUACUUUGAGGAUUUUUACAAUGAAGUGGUGGAUACAGCUUAUUAAAAAAAUUAAAAAGGAUAAAUAGCAGAUGUUAAUUGUGGUAUACAACAAGUUAAUUGCUCAAUUUUAUUUUUCAUUUUAGCUUCUUUAGAAGAUGAGCCAGAAGAUGAUGAUUUGUUUGAGACAGAGUUUAGGCAAUACAAAAGAACAUACUAUAUGACCAAGAUGGGUGUAGAAGUAGUUUCAGAGUAAGUAUUAGCAACAAAAUGGCUUCUUGCAUGAGCACUGGAACUCCUCCAAGUGGGUUACAAUUUCUAAAAUAAAAAAGAAGAACCUGUGCUCCAGUUAUAGUACCUGUGCUUCAUUUAUAGUAACUGAAGCGAUUACAUAAUUUCUGUUAGUGAAUUUAAAAUGUUUUAAGGUUUUAUUUCAACCCAUGCCUCUGAAAUAGCUGGAGGUAAUAGCUAAAACAGCUUCAUUCUCAAUCUUAUUUGUAAGUGAAAGGAGAAAAUAUAUGCCAUUUUUGGUAUUUUUGUUUUAGUGCCUUUCUAGCUGACCAGGCAGAAUGUUACGUCCAGGCAAUACAGUGGAUAUUGCACUACUACUACCAUGGGGUUCAGUCAUGGAGCUGGUAAGGUGAAAUUUACAAGUGGAAUGCUUAUAUCAGCUUUGCAAUCAAGUGUGUUUUAGACCAGAGGUUUUCAACAUUUUUGCGUCCACGGCUCCCUUGGCCAACUACAUUCUUUCUGCGGCACCCCUGUGGGGCUCAGGAGCCCAGUUAUGACACCCCUUGCCUGCAGAGCUGUAAGCCUCUUACCCUUUUCCAAACACCAUCCCUUAUGGAGUGUUCCCUCAGCCUCUUCUCCUCUCCCCCCACGCCUUGGGAGUCCUCUGGUCUCUGAGCUGCCCCCAUGCCCCUAAGAGAGGUGCCUCCUCACACUGCCCCACAGGGGCCUGAGAAGAAGAUGCCCCCAGCCUUUGUGGCCCAACGGAGACUGGACAAAGGUGAACUUGAGGCUAGCAUCUUAACCUUGGGAGGCAGCAGCAGGUGCUGCCAGGCUUGCAUGGCGGAAAGGCUCCCUUUCAGCACUGGGCACUCAACUCCUAGGCAUGUCUUGCACACAGCAAGCACAAGAAAGGCCAGCACAGCGCCUGCCUGCCAGCCUCCCACUUAUCUGCCCAUUCCCAACAGCAAGGGCUGGCUGGCUGGCUGGCUGGCUGGGCUCCCUUGCCCGCUUGCUUGCUUACUUUGAGGCUGCCUGGCAGCUAGCACCCCCUGGCCAUCCCCAGAGGCACUAUUCACCUGCAAAACUUGUAGCCAGGGCUGUUGCAACAGACAGCUGUUCAGUCAUUUGGGAGGCAGAGACACAAGAGGGCAUCAGAGCAGAGAGGGAAGGAAAGAGGGACAGAUGCCAGGCCAGUGUUGCCCUGACCAUCAUUCAAGGCACCCUGGUUGAAAACCACUGUUUUAGACUAUACAUAUAGCUGCCACUUGACACCCAGUUCCUUAAACCACUCCUCCUCACCCCAUACAAUUUAGAGCAGUGCUGUCUGAGUUACAUACCUUGUCUAAUUAUUUGUGAUUUUGUUCUUCCUCCAGACCAUUAAAAUAAAUAAGAUUACAAUAUAUGUGUUUAUGCUUUUCGUACAGCUGCAACCUUUGUUGAACUAAAAUAGCAUCUUUCCUCCUUGUAGGUUCUACCCCUACCAUUAUGCACCUUACCUCUCAGAUAUCUGCAACAUCAGUGAACUGAAAAUCCACUUGGAUUUAGGAAAACCAUUCAUGCCAUUUGAACAGCUUCUUGCAGUACUUCCAGCAGCCAGCAAGGAUUUGCUGCCAAAAUGCUAUCAGGUAGUUAAAAAUCUUUAGAGGGAUUCAUCAUUCAUCAUUAUGGCUACUAUCCUUCUAUUUUACAAAGAUAAUUUCAACCCUACUCUUGUGCAUUAUAUAUAUAUACAUUCUCCAUAUAGGGAUUUGCUUAAUUAAGUACCACUGGAAAAGGAACAUUGUCCAAAUUCUAAAUUCUUUGACCAAAAGGCUUUAGAAAUAAUUUACUUUCCAUCAGUAAGGGCUAAUGUUAGUUAGGUCUUAUCAUAGUCUUCUUUUAAAAUGUAGUUUAGUUUGAAUUCCCAUUGCUUAACUUUGAUUACUUACUUCCAAUUCUUUAGCAUUUGAUGACUGGUGAAGAGUCUCCCAUUAUUGAAUAUUAUCCAACUGAAUUUAAAACUGAUCUAAAUGGAAAGCAACAAGAAUGGGAAGCAGUGGUUUUAAUACCAUUUAUUGAUGAGGUAAGAACUCUACCAUUCUUUGAUCACAAAGUGACUAGUAAACUGUUUAAACCAAGGCCUGGUUUGCAUGGUUUAGUUUUAUUUUUCUUCCAAAUUUGAGACCAGAUAAGUUGAAUCAGCAAUAGCUAUCUGUGUGCUCCAGUGGUUAGUUUACAAAGACCUUGGGAGGUAGUUCUUUACCUUUCUACCUCUGUCCCCAAGACUAUGCCCAAGAAGAGUUAGUAAAUGGGCUCCAGGCAUUCCAGGCUUCAGCCAUUCUAUUCCUCUAGUUCCUAUAAGUGUAACCAUAGGGAGAAAUGAAUGACCAAACCAAGAAAUUAUAAACCCAAAGAGUGCUUAAUCUUUGGGGACAUCAUUAGUUCAAAUAAUUAUGAAUCACCCUUUCAGGAAAAAAAUGCUACAGUACAGUAUUCUCCCCUGGAGAAGAGCAGGGAUGGCUCACUUCUAAGUGUUCCUAGGGACAAACUUAGGCAAAACAGGGGGAGUAAUGUUCAAACCAUCCUUUGGACAUGAAUAAUUAGAGCUACACUCUUAGCCAUAUUUAGUCCAGAUGCAAUGCUACUCAUUCUGGGACCUCCCAGUUAAAGGGCAGGUAAGAAAUUAAUAAUAAUAAUCAUAAUACUAAUUAUUUAAUCAUGGAUAAGGGAAAUAGUUGCUCCCUUCACAUACGCCCUCAUUUCUUGCUUAAUUAUUUACCCCUCUUCCUGCUUUUUCCUUAACAUCCUUAAUUAUAGUCAAUACUCACUGGGAUUGAACUUGCCCUAUUGAUUUCAUUAGGCACUAAGUUUAACUAAUUUAGAUUGGAUCCAACCUCCUCCCAGUCUCUGCAUUUCAAUAUGCCUAAUGCUUACUAAGUGUUAUAUUCUAUUUAGAAACGAUUGUUAGAAGCAAUGGAAUCCUGCAACAAGUUCUUGACAAUAGAAGAAAAGCAAAGAAAUAGGCACAGUGAAUGCUUGAUGUACUUCUAUGAUAAAGACACAGAGUUCCAGUACCUGUCUCCAUGGCCAGAGAAGUUCCCUUCCAUAGAAAGAUGCCAUGCAAAGUAAGACUGCAGGUGUAAUUCCUUAAUUCAAAGUGUGCAAUCUACUGAGCGCCGCUGCUGCAGUGCCCCUUUGCGUUAGCUUUGUUUGGAAGUUAGUUUCAAAAUCGCGUUUGUUUCAGAAACACUAAGUAGGUUCUUGGCUGUAGCCCAUAGAUAAUAGUAAGAAAUCAUUUGACAGAAAUGUGUAAUGAAAUGCUCUUAAGCUGUCCUUGUCCCCUCAUACAAUCAAAGAAGAUGUCAGUUAGUAAAGUUAAAUGGCCAAAGAUGGAUUCUUCUGCAUAUAUUUGAUAGACUUCCUUUAAUUCUGACUGACUGUUGUAAGCGUAACAACGUUCUUGUUUUCAGCCUUUGUUUACUGUGAAAGGCAGUGUUUCAAAAUAUACAUUUGUAAAAAAAAAAGCUAUGUUCUGUGUGCAGAGACAGUUUUUCAGAGGAGCUGUAUGUUGAAAGUUGUGCUCUUGUUUCUUAGGCAUAAAGCUAUGUCUCUGGACGUCUGGCGUGUAGAUAUAGCCCAAAAUAAAAUAACAAAAUUGGAUAUGGAAAGGCUGUAUUUCUGUGGCUUUCCUACUCUGAAGCACAUUAAUCAUAAGGUAAAUGGUGCUUUAUUGAUUUAAGAAUGACAUGUUUUUGUUAGGUACUUAUUCAGUGGAAGGCUUUCAUUGUACAUCUUGACUUUCUAUCCCUAUUCUAGUUCUAUCUGAAAAAAAGUGGGGUACAAGUUUUUCAACAGAGCAGCCAUGGAGAAAACAUGCUACUGGAAAUAAUGGUUUCCGAUGAUUCAGAGGAACUAGUGAGUGUCUGGCUUUUUCAACUUUGUUUUUGACAGUCUCUUAUUUUAGAGAAGUAAUGCUAGGUGCUCUCCAAGUUUUGUUGUCAAUAGCUGUGCUUGGAUAUCACAAUAAACAAUAGUUUAGUGAGAUAUGUGAGCUUAGCCUCCCCCUGGACUUGUGUAUCUCUCUACAUCCAGGACCCUGCAUUGACCCUGUCCUGUAGAGAUUUAGUACAAGGUGAGGCACAAGACUAUUUGAGAAAGUGACAGGAGCCUGGUGACCAAAAGUACAUUUUUGACAUCAAGGCCGAAGCAAAAAUAUGUGUACCUAUGGUCCUUGGUGCUUUCUAGGAUUUAAAAACAUGGAACUGUAGAUCCCAGGACACAGCAAGGCUACUGGCUUUGUUAUGUGUGGUACUUACAGAUUUGCUAUAAAAUUGUUUUCAGUAGGUUAACCAACUGCUUUUCUUCCUCAGAAUGCUGAAAAUGUAGCCAGUUUGGUGCUUGGGAAAUCAAUAUUUGUUAACUGGCCUCACUUGGAAGAAGCCAGAGCUGUUGCUGUAUCAGAUGGUGAAACUAAGUAAGGAAUACCAAUGUACUUUGCAAAGUUUGUCACUUACUUGCAUCUUCAGAUGUCCAUCUUCAUAAACAAGUUUUCAUAUGACAAGGUCUUGAAGCAAUGGCUGUUUUGCUUUUUGAAAUAGCUAUGUAAACCAUACAUAGACCAGCCUGGGGGGAAAAUGUCCCUUUUCUUGCAGGAUUUUUGAAUUUAGUUUAAGGUAUUUUUUACGUGACAGAUGUGGAAAUACUUGUAUUAAUUUCGGUUUUGUUUCUAUUUGGAUGUAUUGAGUUGUUUUUUGGAAUUUUGUUUGUUACGAUUUCUUAUGGUAAAGGGCAGAAUGUAAACAUCCAGAAUAAAUGGACUAUGAUAAACUGAACAGUUUUUGUGGAAGAGCAAAACAUUUAUCGUCCACAUUCUUUGCUCUUUGCUGAUGGGAAAAGAGCCAAACUGGAUCAGACAGGGCUAGUGGUCAUCAAGACUGGAAGCAAAGCAAGCAUACUUUUCAUUUCUUUAAUGAAACAUAUUUAUUGGUACCAAGUGGAUUUGCUGUCCUAAGUUCAUUUGCUAGUCCUAAAUAAAUAUGCUUAGGACCGAGAUUUCCUUUUAUUUAUAUGAAGUGUAAAUUUAUUUUAAGGUUUCAGUUGGAGGAACCUCCUGGAACACAGAAGCUCUAUAUGGGGAAUGCUGCCCCACCAACCAAAGCAACAUUUGUUCGAGAUAAAGAACAGAAUAUCUGGGUGAAAGAAAUCCAAGGAAUUUCAGAACAGUAAGAAACUGCCUCCCGCGUUUGUAGUUUGACAGCAUAUUUUGACACACUGGUUCAUUUUAAGGGUGGACAGCUUGCUUCUCGUGGACUGCCACUUUAGAAAUGUAUUGUGAGUCCGAUGGCCACACCUGUUUUUCAGUUUUUAGGUAUCUCUUGGUAGACUGGUGGUUGCCACACUCACAUCAAUGGAUGUAACUAUCUCAUUCAGAAGUUACCUUCAAAACUGAAAAGCUUAAGACAGCCCUUGAGGAAUCAUGAUAGAUAGAAAAGUGAAUGAACUUUGUUUUCACUUCUGUUUGACUCACUGUUUCCAGUCUUUUCAUUCUUUUUGCCAUAUCACAUUCACUGCUCUACAGUGAAGGGAGCCAGAGACACUAGAAAUCUGUGUUUCUCUUUAUUCCCAUGCAACCUUCAAGGUUCACGUAUUGAUGUUUAAUACUGAGUCUUGCUAACUGAAAUAAUCCUUUGCAAGGUUCUGUAUUGCACACUUCUACCUAAAGUUGUUCAGCUUUGUAGUGAUAGUUAAUCUUGCUACUUGUUGUUUAACCAGGGAUUGUUGCAUUUCCUUGGAAGAUGUCAUGCCACCCAGAGCUGAUUAUAGGCUACUUUAGUAGUUUUGUACCAUAGGCUCUUUGAACAGUAAUUUCAAGGAAGAUUUUCCCAUGAGUAGGGAACCUCUGGCCUUGGGGCUAAGUGUAACCCUCCAGGCCUCCUUUCUGGUCCUACAUACUCUAUUCAGGCUACACCUUUCACUGCCUCUGCUUCACAUCAUUCUGGGGUGCUUUUGCCUUGCUGCGCUGGGUUCAUGAGAUGUGAUAAUGCCUCUGGAUGGAGGGAUUUGUGUAGAUAGAGUUGUGACUUUUGCUUGACUUCAGUGUAAACUACUGUACAAAUGUAAGAGUCAGAUCUCUUGUUCAGCGCAUUUUUUACUCUGGUCCUGCCCACCAUUAGCAUGCAGCCGCUUGAAGAUUGCCCAAGAGGAAAUGCAGCCCUUGGGCUGAGAAGUGUUUCUCACUCUUCACAGAUUUGUAGAGUUGGAAGGGUCCAUGGGGGUCAUCUAGUCCAACCCCCUGCAAUGCAGAAAAUCUUUCACCCAACGUGGAACUCGAACCCAUGACAAGAGUCUCAUGCUGUACCGACUAAGCUGUAUGCAUCCUUAAAUUCAUUCUCCCAUAUCCUCUUUCUUCCAGUUACCAGAGAAGAAAAGGAGUAAUCAUAAAUGAAACAUCUGCAGUUGUUUAUGCUCAAUUGCUAACUGGGCGUAGAUACCAGUUAAAUCAAAGUGGUGAAGUGUAUUUGGAGAAGCAGUGGUCCAAGCAAGUUCUACCUUUUGCAUACCAAACAAUUGUCAGGGUAAGUUCCUCAGUUGAGUUUUUCAUCAGUGAAUUGAGAUAAGAGGCCACAAUGUAUACAGUCAAAUUCAAAAUACUAAGCUUAUAAGUUUACUGCUGAUAGGAUACACAUGUGCACUUAGAUCUACAGGCCUGUUGCCUCACUCUUGCCAUAGCCUACAAUCCUAUCACAGUAUAGUUGAGAGAUGUGGCUAAAGGCUGCUGUACAAAUUUCUCCAACAUCAUUUCAUUUUUCUUGUUAUCUGUGUCUUGUGUAAUGACAUAGUGCACAGUUAGGAUACAAUAAUAUCUUAAUAAUAAUAGGAUAUAAAUUAGUCCUUGGCAUUUAGGAAUCAUUUAAGUUGCCAUGGUUCAGAAUCUGCUUAGAACUUGGGAUUGGGAAGUGGUUCACAUGAAGUAUAGACAUUCUCAAAAUGUUUAUGGAAUUACCGUAUUUUUCGGCCCAUAGGGUGCACCGGCCCAUAGGGCGCACCUAGUUUUUUUGGGGGGAAAUAAAGGAAAAAAAAUUUAUUUCCCCCCCCAGGCCCGAGCUUCCCCCGACCCCAGCCCCCAGAACAGGCAGCUCUCCACAAGCCGUGCGACUUCGCGCAGCCCUCCCACAGCUUGCAGAGAGCUGCGCAAAGCCCGAAGCCUGGGGGGCGCUGAGCUCAGCGCGCCCCCAGGCUUCAGGGUGCAGGCAGCUCUCCACAAGCCGUGGGAGAGCUGCGCGAAGUCGCGCAGCUCUCCCACGGCUUGCGGAUAGCUUCCUGAAGCCUGGAGAGCGAGAGGGGUCGGUGCGCACCGACCCCUCUCGCUCUCCAGGCUUCAGCGACAGCCUGCAUUCGCCCCAUAGGACGCACACACAUUUCCCCUUCAUUUUUGGAGGGGAAAAAGUGCGUCCUAUAGGGCGAAAAAUACGGUAGUAUAUUUCUUGAGGAGUAAGCAAACUAGAGUAGGCUGUUCUGUCUUGCCACACAUAGUUAAUGUAGGUUGCAGUCUUAUGUUCACUUACUUGAAAGUAAGCUCCAUUGAUCUCAGACUUACUUCUGAGUAGACAUGUCUGUGAUUUUAAUGCUAAGUAUUUAAUUAGAGCAUGAUUUCCCCCCACAUUUUUCAUGCAGGAUAUAAAGGCCUUUGAUUCCCGCUUCUCCAGUCUCAAAACUUUGGAUGACCUGUUCCCUCUGGGAUGUACAGUCUUCAUGCUGGGAUCACCUUAUUAUGGCUGCACAGGAGAAGUUAGUUUUAUCUGAAAAUGUUUUUCCAAAAGACUUUUCUUAAAAAUCAAGUCUGACUCCUUCUACAUUAUUUUAUUACAUAAUUUUAAAAACUGAGCUCUACAUUGGAAUAAUGAUGUUUUAGGAGCUAUUGUACCACUUCCAUUUCUUCACCUUCCUGAACCUUUCCUCCCUUUGUAAAGGAACAUUUCUUCUUCUUUGCUGUUACUCUUUUGUUUAAAUUAUUUGGCUCCAGCCCUUCAUUGCAAGAUCUCAGGGCACAGAACAGUAAGACUUGUUUUGAAACAACAAAUCCAUUAAACAGCAUGAGUGUAGAUAAUUUUAUUUUGCUGUUGCUUUCAUUUAAGAUACUCAUCAGAUUCUUAGGAGGGAGAAAGACACUGGCUGCUGUGUGUGAAAUGAACUUAAAUUUGAGAGAGUUUCUUUAAUAUCUCUUUAAGGUACAGGAUUCAUGUGAUGUUAUCCUGGAAGGCAGAAUUCGUGUUGUUUUCAACAUUCCAUGUGAACCUCAGCUGGAUGCCUUAAUACAGAAUCAGCAUGUAAGUGUUAUUUCUCUUAACAGUGGAUAUGUCUCUGUAGAUUUCAUCUUAACUAUUAUAAGUACUAUUUGAACAAUAUGCAGAGGACCCUCGUACCUACGGGACCGCCUCUCCUGGUAUGUCCCACAGAGGAACUUACGAUCCUCAAACAAAAACAUCUUGGAGGUCCCAGGCCACAGAGAGGUUAGGCUGGCCUCAACCAGAGCCAGGGCUUUUUUGGCUGUGGCUCCGAUCUGGUGGAACGCUUUGCCACAAGAGAUUAGGGCCCUGUGGGACUUGACAUCUUUCCACAGGGCCUGCAAGACAGAGCUGUUCUGCCAAGCCUUUGGCCAGGGCACAGCCUGACUCCCUCCUUUGGCAAUCUUCACAGAACUCUAGCCCAAUGGUUGCCAUCAAUUUGAUUUGAAGUAAUUUUGAAUGAAAUGAUUUUAGAAUGUUGUAUUAUUUUAUUGUUGUUAGCCGCCCUGAGCCCGGCUUCGGCUGGGGAGGGCGGGUUAUAAAUAAAAUUUUAUUACUAUUAGUUAUUAUAUGUAUGUAUUUGCACAAGCCCACCCAGUGAAUUUUUUAAAAAGCACAAACUAGUUUUGAAGUUUCCCUUUUUAGGUGACAUGGGAAGCUACUGUUUGAGGGGGAACUAACUUUACUGAGCAAAUUUCGUCUUUCCUUGUAUCUUGGCCGUAGUUUUUCAAUGCAGGUUUCGUAACACAGGAACAAUUAAAUAUUUAUCUCAUUCAAGAGUUACAUGAAAAAUCUGGUUCAUGACCAGAAUUUGGAAUCUUGCAAAUGUAAGCUUUGACUUUUUAAUGUGUGACACAUGUAGCAUUGCCAAAAGCCGUGUAAACUAUGUGAGUGUGCUCAGCCUCUUUAUUACUUCAGUUCUGUGUUAGCAGUAGCUUUCAGACAUCGCAAGCAGGGUUGAGACCAUGUUCUGCUAGGUACUUUGCAGACACACACAAACUUGCCUUGCCUUGAAGACUCAGGAAGGGAAAACAGUGUAGCUCAGCAGACCAAUGCAGAUGUGUGUUGGGCAAAAUAACACCGGUCCUGAAAGAUCUACAUUGGCUCCCAGUACGUUUCCAAGCACAAUUCAAAGUGCUGGCGCUGACCUUUAAAGUCCUAAGUGGGCUCCACCCCCACCUUCAACCCAGACACUGAGGUCCAGCUCCGAGGGCCUUCUGGCGGUUCCUUCACUAUGAGAAGUGAGGUUACAGGGAAGCAGGCAGAGGGCAUUCUCAGUAAUAGCGCCCGCCCUGUGGAAUGCCCUCCCAUCAGAUGUCAAGGAAAUAAACAACUAUCUGAAGGCAACCAUGUUUAGGGAAGUUUUUAAUGUUUGAUGUUUUAUUGUGUUUUUAAUAUUCUGUUGGGAGCCGCCCAGAGUGGCUAAGGAAACCCAGCCAGAUGGGUGGGGUAUAAAUAAAUAAAUAAAUAAAUAAAUAAAUAAAUAACUAUGGAUAAUACUCUCACAGGUGAAGGAGUGAUGCUAACUCAUAUAAAUUUGUGCCAGGUUUUUAUUUACCUCCCUGGCCUUCCAGUUUAGUGCAGAUAAAUAGAAGUGCAGGAAAGUCCCUGAGCAGGUGAAAACCUUAUGAAGAUGUCUCCAUUCAUUUUUCCUACAAUGCAUGGAGGAGUGAGAAGUCAUGUUAAAAGAACAUAUUAGCAUGGCAGAAGCUGACUGCCAUUUGUAUUUCAUUCCUUCCCCUGCCUUCCUCUUAAAAGCUUCAGCGAGACCAACAGAAAUGUUUCCGAUUCUAAGGCCAGCAAGCAGUCGUACGAACAUUGAAAACUAAGAUUUAUUAUGAGUUGAGUUUUCAUGGACUAGAAUCCAUUUCAUUGGAUGUAUGAAGCAGACUCUAGUCCACGAAAGGUUAUGCAAUGAGACUGCAAGACUGCUUACUUCUGCUGCUCCUCUGGAAGAUUGUAAAGAGAAUGAUCUUUUUCGUCACUAUACAACUGAUAUUGUUGCAGAAAUAUUCCGUGAAGUACAAUCCUGGAUAUGUAUUGGCCAGUCGUCUUGGAGUGAGUGGCUAUCUUGUUUCGAGAUUUACAGGAAGCAUUUUUAUUGGAAGAGGAUCCCGGAGAAAGUAAGCUCUGAGUAUAAACUUCUUUUGCAGCAAGAUGUUUGAUUGUUAGUUUGUAGCAAAGGCCACAAAAGCCUGUUACCUGGUGAAGUUACUUUGUUUGCAUUCCAUAUACAAUGGAACCUCGGGUUACGUACCGUCCUCCUUAUGAAAGCUUCGGGUAACAAGCUCUGCUAACCCGGAAGUAGGGCUCCUGGUAGCGAACUUUGCUCCAGGAUGCGAGCAGAAGUCGCACACCGGCGGCAGCGGGAGGCACCAUUAGCGAAAGCGCGCCUCAUGUUAAGAACGGUUUCGGGUUAAGAACGGACCUCCAGAACAAAUUAAGUUCAUAACCAGAGGUACCACUGUAUCCUGAAAAAGUAUCGUAUUUUUCGCCCCAUAAGACGCACUUUUUCCCCUCCAAAAAUGAAGGGGAAAUGUGUGUGCGUCCUAUGGGGCGAAUGCAGGCUUUUGCUGAAGCCUGGAGAGUGAGAGGGGUCGGUGUGCACCAAUGCCUCUAGCUCUCCAGGCUUCAGGAAGCUAUACGCAAGCCUUGCACGCCCUGCGGGAGGUCCUGCCGGGCGCGCGAGGCUUGGGGCGGCAGCCUGCAGCUCGUGCUUUGGGCAGGUGUGCGCAAGGCUUGGGACUGCAGUCGCGGCUGGGGGGUGAAAUAAUUUUUUUUUAAUUCAUUUCCCCCCCAAAAAACGAGGUGCGUCCUAUGGGCCGGUGCACCCUAUAGGACGAAAAAUACGGUAUAUAUGCAAGAAGAGUUUUCAUGUGGGGAAGAAGAAAAAAAAUGUGAAGACAGGAGUUAGUGCAAAUCAUUGCUUUGCCUGACUGGGCUCCUUGUCUGGCACAGUUGUGCACAUUGUAUUUCCCCUUCCUAUCUCAGAUAUUAGUUAGAUCUGGACAUUCAUUAAUUUCUUGGGUUUCUUAUUGUUCCAACAGACAAAAAAGGAACUUGAAAAGAGACUGAAUUCCUGUUUAAUCACAAAGUCUUCUCAGAAGGAAAUUCACUUUUGAAACAAGUUUAUACUUUUACCAGAUCCAUGUGUGAACUGUAAUCACUUGUUUAAAUAUAUUGCAGACUUCUCCUAAAGCUAGGUCAUAUGCUUGUUAUAUUACAUUGCAAAAUUUUGCUAGGAUUCAGUGAGUUAAAACUCCUGUUCUACAUUCAGUGGUUAAUUAGUAGUAUUUUGGUCAGGCAUAUACUAUGCCAGUAAUAUAUUGGUAUUUCUUCACAAAAUUUAGCUAGCAUUCCAACUUUUGAUUUUGCAGUCCACAUGGAGAGCAUAAAGCAAAUGUGGGGUUGAACUUAAAAUUCAAUAAAAAGAAUGAAGAGGUCCCUGGCUAUACCAAGAAAGUUGGAAACGAAUGGAUGUAUUCCUCAGCUGUAGAGCAACUCCUUGCUGAAUAUCUGGAAAGGUAAGCAUUAAACUAUACUUUAGACUGCAUAUGCCUUGCAUGUAACAGUUCAAAUACAGUCGUACCUCAGAAGUCGAAUGCAAUCCGUUCUGGAAGUAUGUUCAACUUCCAAAACAUUCAGAAACCAAGGCACGGCUACCGAUUGGCUGCAGGAAACUCCUGUAACCAAUCGGAAACUGCAGAAGUUGCGCUGGACUUUCGGGUUCCAAAGAACAUUUGCAAACCGGAACACUCACUUCCGGGUUUGCGGCGUUUGGGAGCCAAAACAUACAAGUGCCAAGGCGUUCGGCUUACAAGGUACGACUGUACAACUGACGUGGGCAGCAGUAAUUGAGACAAUGGGAACAGGGUCAUUUUUGCAGCAUUUGCCACAAAGUUCUGGCUUCGCAUAGGUAUGCCGCUCAUAUUUUCCUUCACUUCCUCACAUUUGAGAUGUCUUGCACAUGGGCGAAAUGCAUAAAUGUCUGUUGCCUGGUUUGCAUGUACCAGGACGCAUGACUUAAUUUAACAAAGGCAUCUCGGGAAUGAGCCAUUCUCGGCCAAGAGAAGGAAAACAGUUCAAAAUUCAGGCUUCCUUUUCUUGGCUGAGAGGGAGGCGUAGGUGAGGUUGAUAAAGUGGAUAAAUCCCCACCACCAGUGGUGACGAUGGGGAGCACAAGAAGGCCUGUCUAGUGCCCCCACUGCUCACUCCCUCGCUCUGCCAGCCUGCUUGCUUGUUCAGCACUUUUAAGGCUUCCCUCACCAUGUGUUAACUUGAGAGUGUGUGUGCACUUUUGUCUCCAGUGUCGCAACAGACAAGUGCAGAUAUAGUAGAGAGAUAAAUUUGUCGCUGCAUGCUCAACCGGCAAGGUGCUGUUUUAUGGAAUGUAUAUAGAGAUGUAUACAAAAUCUGCUCAGAAUGGUAUAUUUGCAUUUUCUUAGGGCCCCAGAACUUUUUAGUUACCUAGCCAAAAAUGGUCAAGAGGACAUAUUCUACGAAGAUGACAUUUGGCCAGGUGAAGAAGAGAAUGGGUAAGCAGCUCAUACCUUUAAAGCAUUAUUAGGGUAGUUAUAGGGUUGUAAAAAUGAGUCUUGUCAAGUUCAGUUCUGCACCUCGAAUCAAUUCUUCAAACUUAGUUGUUGAAUUUGUGAUAGCUGGUAUCAAAGCAUGAUUCCUAGUGCUCUUCUAACAAUUACCUUUAACCAUUUGGACAAGCCCAUCCUCUGAUAAUAUAACCAACUAAUACUACAGCCAAUCAACUCUUUAUAAUAUACACUGAGUGGCUACAUCCUGAAAUAGACCUGCUUACUUAUGUUUUAUUUAUUUGUAAGGAGUAAUAGCAGUAGUAAGAAAUGAAUAUCUCUAGCAAAUAAGAGUUAUUGUUUAGUUUUUCACAGUUUUUUGUGAUUCUGCUGGAAAUAUACACUAGACCUGAUGUUUUUUCAUUAAAGUACAUACCUUUGUAAAGUCAAGUCUUAAAUCCCUUACAGCAUAAUUCUAACCACAUCUGCUUAGAAAUAUGUCCUAUUGAAUUCAGGAUCUUCAAGACCUGUCUUUUAUUUUUACAGAUAUGUUUGUUAAGUUGCGUUGUUUGUUGCAAUUGGUUUUUAGUCUUUAUAUGGUUGCUUUUGGUCAUUAUUAUAAGGAAAGUGACUAAAUAAUAAUAGAAGAGUUUACUUCAGGUAAGUGGGGUUAGGAUUGCAGUUUCAGUAGCUUGCUGAAGCUCAUUUGAACUAUAUGUAAAUCGUAAUAGUAUAUGAGUGGGUGGUUUGUUGAACUUUUAUAGCUGAUUUAACGUUUGAGUUAAAUUAUUGGCAAUGUCCCCUCUGCCAUACUUGAGGGCAGAUACCAAAAGAUUCCAACUGAGAAACGACUCUGCCCCUGUGGAGAUGGCAAUCUGGAAACAGUGGCUCAUGUUCUCCUGUCCUGUCCCCUUUAUAAAGAUCUGAGGAAUGAGAUCAUUGUUGUUGUUGUUGUUGUUUAGUCGUAUAGUCGUGUCCGACUCUUUGUGACCCCAUGGACCAGAGCACGCCAGGCACUUCUGUCUUCCACUGCCUCCUGCAGUUUAGUCAAACUCAUGUUGGUAGCUUCAAGAACACUUUCCAACCAUCUCAUCCUCUGUCGUCCCCUUCUCCUUGUGCCCUCCAUCUUUCCCAACAUCAGGGUCUUUUCCAGGGAGUCUUCUCUUCUCAUGAGGUGGCCAAAGUAUUGGAGUCUCAGCUUCAGGAUCUGUCCUUCCAGUGAGCACUCAGGGCUGAUUUCCUUCAGAAUGGAUAGGUUUGAUCUUCUAGCAGUCCAUGGGACUCUCAAGAGUCUCCUCCAGCACCAUAAUUCAAAAGCAUCAAUUCUUCGGCGAUCAGCCUUCUUUAUGGUCCAGCUCUCACUUCCAUACAUCACUACUGGGAAAACCAUAGCUUUAACUAUACAGACCUUUGUUGGCAAGGCGAAGUCUCUGCUUUUUAAGAUGCUGUCUAGGUUUGUCAUUGCUUUUCUCCCAAGAAGCAGGCGUCUUUUAAUUUCGUGGCUGCUGUCACCAUCUGCAGUGAUCAUGAGAUCAUUACCCCACUCUUACUUACCAUCCCAGGCCGCCCAUCUGAGGCCACAUUGUUCUUUCUUUUAUCAUAUCAAAAUGAUCAGACAAGAUGAUCAGACAACAGCAAAGGUGCUAGGUUUAUUGAGGUUGCAAUGAGAUUAAGGUGCUAGGUUUAUUGAGGUUGCAAUGAGAUUAAGGAUUAUCUGAACAAUAAUCUUGGUCAUUUGAUUGCCCUAUUUACCCAUUGCUGUCUUUUUUAUUUGUAUAUAUUUUAUUUGUAUAUAUUGCUUGUUUUAUGUUGCUAUGGUCGUUGGCUAAUGUGAAUAAAGUUUAUCUAUCUAUUGGCAAUGUUUUUUGAUAUGGAAUAAUUUUUUAAUGUAGUGCUGAGAAGGUUCAAGAAAUCAUUGCGUGGCUAAAGGCUCAUCCUGUCAGUGCACUCUCUCGUUCCUCUUGUGAUUUGCAAAUUUUGGAUAUGGCUAUUGUCGAAAAGAUUGAAGAAGAAGUAGAAAAGUGCAAGGUACUGUUUUUAUUUUAAGUCUGAGGAACUUAACAUAUGUCUUGUAAUCACAAUAUAUAGGAAUGAGAUUAUAAAUUUGGAUUAGAACUGAUUGACUUCCAAUUAGAAAAAUUGUAUUUAACUGGCAUGAUAGUUUGAGCUUGUAUAAAGAUUUCAGUCUAGAAAGUUCAGGUGAUACCCAGUGCUAGGUGAUACUCUGGCUAGACCCAUUGAAAUCAGUUGAGUUAAGCACACUGAUUUCAGUGGGCCCUCCUCCGAGUACGACUUGCUUGGAUAUCUAUUACUCAGCAAGUGUGGUUUUGAAGACUUCUGAAACAGCAGUUCUGAUUUGCCCCAUUACAUUAUAUUCCUUCAAAUUCACUUAUGUAUAAAAUCAUUAUUUUCAAGCACUGUAAAAAAAACACACACACACUCUCCCAGGUUCAGUGUCCCUGAUUAUGCUGAUAUAGCAUAAGUAUUUAUCGGCAUAAUAGACUGUUUUGGUAGAGAGCUUUGUUCACUAGACACAAGUAGUUGAAAAAAAGGUGUUAUGUAGAAAGAGAGCGAUGAUCCAGCUACUUUGAACGAAAGAAAAACGUUGAAAAGCAAGCAUAAUCCAAACUUUGUUCUGAGUAUUCAGUUUCUUGUUUUCCUCCUUUAGCAAAGGAAAAGCAAUAAGAAAGUGCGUGUGACGGUGAAACCUCACUUGUUAUUCAGGGUAAGUUUGGGUUAUUUUGUGAAUGGAAGGAUACUGUUCUUGUAAGAGAAAGUCUUAACAGAAAUUCUGUCUUGCUCAUAGGGAAAUAUGGUGCCCUCCUGAAUUAUUUAAUUAAAAUUGCAACAAUGACUUCAUGACCAACAGAGUUUGGUGUUCUAUCUAUGCUAAUUUGAUAUUCGUUUAGACAUACUGUACACAGACUGCUUUGAGGAGGGUUUUUUUAACAAUUAAACAGUGUAAAUAAAUAAGAAAGAAAGAAAGAAAGAGAAAACUUCACACAAGCUUGCAUUAUCUUGUUCAGAUAUUCCUUCACACCAAGUACCGUAUUUUUUUGCUGUAUAAGACUCACUUUUUCCCUCCUAAAAAGUAAGGGGAAAUGUGUGUGCGUCUUAUGGAGUGAAUGCAGGCUGCGCAGCUACCCCAGAAGCCAGAACAGCAAUAGGGAUAGCUGCUUUCGCUGUGCAGAGAUCACUCUUGCUGUUCUGGCUUCUGGGAUUCAGAAUAUUUUUUUUCUUGUUUUCCUCCUCCAAAAACUAGGUGCGUCUUAUAGAGCGAAAAAUACGGUAAUAGUCAGGAUUCAGGUAGUGCUGACUUUUUAAUCUUGCACUGUUACCCAUUUAUAAACAUAAUAAUAUUACACACAUAAUGCUUCUUAUUUCUCCAUUUGACAUGAACUCAUUAUCAAUGGGUUAACUCCUCCUCCCACCAAGAAAGGUAAGGAAUCGUGUGAACAGCAUUUGAUGUCUAUCUCAGUCCUGCUGGUUUUUCCUGUUUCAUUCCUUAGGUUUGCUCAGGCAGAGCUGUUCAUUGUUCUUGUCACCUGAUUCCCCCCACCCCUUUCAACCUCUGUUUUGUCUCCUGCAAUAGCUUAGCCUUCUCCUCUAAACUUCAUUGCUUCUCCUUUUUCUUAUUCAAAAUAAAAGCCUUUUUCUUGUGUCUAUAUUUACUCCCUUCUCCUCCUCUGGCUCCUUUCCAUUUCUGCCCAGCAUAUGCAGGUGAACUUCCUCAGCAGGCAUGUAGUGGACUCAGGAGUGUGGAACCUUCUCCAGACCAUCAUUCAUGAAAGCUUCAGCACCCUUUUCCUUAGAGCUAUUCAUAUCCCAAACAAACCAUGUCACCUCUGUUGUUGGCCAGUUUUUUUCUCAGGUUUCGUUCCUACUGGGUAGAGGGCAUGAAUAUACUCAACCUUCCAACAGCCUGCUCUGUGCCUCCUCCUUCACUUUCUUGAUCUCCAGAGUCCUCAAUAAAAUCCAAAGAGAGGGGACACUUGUUCUGGAAGUCCCUCAUUGGUGCAGCUGAGAUAGGAAUUUUAUGGUCUUAGAUAUAUGGUAAUGUUCAUAACGCACAUACAUAGAUCAGCACAGGAAGACCAAUCUGGAACCAUUUUGAUUCCUAAACUGACCAAAAGUUUUCUCUGCAAGGUCAAAGUGGAAAAGCCUCCCCAUUGUCUUUUCCUUCACAAAUCCUGUCUUAAGCGUAUGUCUGUGUUUGAAUAAGGUGUGAGCCUGUGACCUGGCCCAGGAACUAAGUAUUUAUCACUACAAAAGAAUGGCCAGGCUACUCAGGAAAUCCAAUCAAGUAACCUGCCAGACAGGAGAUAAACAGCAACAGGAGAAAAACAACAUGCAAAUGUUCUGUUUUAGACAGCUUUUUGUGUGUGUAUGUAUGAUGUUUCUGGGGGUGGUCUUGAUCUACAGGAUGGGAAUUUCAAAAGUCUUUAUAAGGCCUUGCACACUAUUUUUCUGGGCGCUCCUCCUCUCCUGCAGGUGAGGGGAGCACCCUGUUGCAACAGAUCAAUAAAGAUCAAGCUUACUAGCUGCUUUGCUUCUCAAUAUUCUCUGGUUGGCCUCUGUUAUUUUCUCCUACCAAUAGGGAACCUAUGUAAGGACUCUAUAUGGGCUCUUGGAUACCCCAUAAGGGAAAAGGGCAAUUUUUGUUUACAACACAGAAUACCAUAGUUAUCCAAGGGAAGUCCCAUUGUUUCUUUCUCCUAGCCCACAAAACCCAAAACUUGCCUACUCCACCCAACACACUCCACCAGGGCAUCAGCCACUUUCAGCAGCUCUUUUGAGUAAUGCUAGCAUUUCUGAUAUGUGCCAUGCAGGGUCUACAUUCACUGGGCAAUAUAAGGAGGAUCUCCAUUGAAGUUUUCACUGGCCUUCAAUAGAAGGGUUCUCCAUAACAUCCUACCACUGACCUAGAUAGCCUUUUAAAUUUUUAGGCAUUUGUCUGGUUCUCGUUCCAUUAAGUUCUAUGCCUGUACAUCUAGUCCUCAGCUGUCAGUCUCUUGUCCACAGUACAGAACUGGAGGUGUUACCAGAUCCAAGCUGGAACACAAAAGUUGCUCAUAUUUUCCCUUCCUUUUUCUGGGUGCUAAGAGGAGCUAAUCCAUCAGUAAUUGAGGCCUUGUUCACCUCAGACCAGGAAGGGCAUUCACAAUAAGUGCCCAACAUAAAUAUAUAAACAGAACAUUUUAAAAAGGGGUUGCACUGGACAUUUCUGAUUCUCCACCGUAUUUAAAAAAUGCUGUUUCCAAUUUGUUCCUUGUAGACUAGUCUCAGUGAUUGCAUGUUCUACAGGCCACAAAGAUGGCAACCAAAAAUAUGUUACAAAAUUAUUUGACUAUUUUAUCUCCUAAUAAAAUGUAUACAUAAUGUUUUUGGGGGGGGGGCUAGUGAUUUUGUUCUACGGUGUUAACUAUUCAUAUUUGGAUUCUUUUAUCUUUGAUUCCUACUAGCCUUUAGAACAGCAGCAUGGAAUUAUACCAGAUCGAGAUGCAGACUAUCGACUGUUUGACCGUGUUGUUAAUGUGAGAGAGUGUUUUUCCGUUCCCCUUGGACUUCGUGGCACUGUGAUAGGAAUUAAAGGAGGUAACACAAUGCCUUUUUGUGAACUGUCUCUUUUGCUUUUAAAAUAAUGUGAAGAUCAUUCAUUGAACGCAAAAUGAGUUAGUUUCACAGAUAAAUAAAUAAACGCUAAACUACUGCUAACGUUAACCAUAGCGAAAGCUGAGGCAUCUAUCACAGAAUAGUUCAAAGCACCAACGAGAACAACUGGAAGCAGUUAGAAUUUUAGGCGUGUUCCAUUGCCUUAGUGACUUUUCACUCGUGCACCUAGAAAUCUGAACCAUUGUAAUAUUUUUUUUAAAUAUAAGAUGUGGCAAGUGUUUAUUUAUACAGUGUCCUCAGUAGGCAUAGUAUUUUAUGGAGUAACUUAGGCACGUGAGGCACAUCUGUGCCCUAAAGGCGAAGGAGGGGGCGAAAGUAAGAAGCCUUUUGAUCUCACUUUCGCAUAGGGGUUAAUUUAAGAAUGUGAGCACGCUUGCAUACAUCACGCCUAUCUAGAAUGUUUAGCAGAGGCAGUGUGACUGGUUCUGCUGCAUUGGGCACUGAGCCAAGGGAGCCAAGGGGCCACUGCAGGGCGUUGCAAUUAGGACUUGGUGAAUUGAGCAGAGUGUAAGGUGAAAAGUGGGUGGGGUGCUGAAUGCUGGACAUGCACAGGAUGUUGCUGAAAUCUGAAAGACGAAAGUCCACCCCUUAGGAGGAGAGAAGGAAUUUUUUAAUUCUUUCUGUCAUGACAACAAAGAGUCUUGUAGUUUCUGUUGUCAGAGUUCAUUUAUAACAAUGCCUGAAGGGCUCACUUAACUGAGUAGGUAUUAUACCUAAUGUGAGGCCCAAAGGUUGAGAGAUCUGUACUUAGAAUCAUAGCACUGUAGAGUUGGAAGGGAGGGGACCACAAGGAGCAUCUAGUCCAGUCCCCUACAAUGCAGGAAUCCUUUGCCCAGUGAGGGGCUCCAACCCACAACCCUGAGAUUAAGAGUCUUGUGCUCUACCAACUGAGCUAAUCUAUGGCUACCUUAUGUGUUGAUUAACCUUUUGGCCUUAAUUUGUAACUCACCUGGGUUUUUGCCACCUUCCUAUACCUGGGGGAUGCAGAUCCUGACCUUUAAGGUGCCACAGGACCUUGUUGCAAUAGGUUAAAAUAAAUCAGUUAACAUAAAUUCUGAUCAAGGAUGGAAGACCUUUGUAAUAUGAGAAAAAAAUGUAGCUUCUUUAACUAUUCCAGACUGAUUUAGGAAAGCUUCAAAUAAAAAACAAGUUAUGUAGUCUUUAAAACAGUUCCAGCUUUCUAGUGCAUGUAAGCUAAUGCCAUAAUUUGUUAAGGUUGUCUCCAGCUAAGUCAUACUCAGAUUAGACUCUAAUAAACAGCAUAUUUGGGUCCAUUAAUUUUAGUGGGUCUACUUGUGAGCAUGAUUUAAUUUGAUAAUCUCAGUCUUCAAAAUGUCAUGAGAUUAUUUGUUGCACCAGACUCAGAUGAUUACACCUUUGGAAAAUGUUAAGUUUUGAAGUAUCUUCACAUUUAGUCAGUAAUGCUUGCUCAUAGUGCAUAUUUUCUUCAGCCAGCAGAGAAUCUGAUGUUCUGUAUGAAGUACUGUUUGAUGAAGAGUUUCAUGGAGGCUUAACAAUAAGGUUUGUUUCUUUGCAUCUUUUUAGGGUGUUGCACAGAUCCUAGAGAAACAUGUAACAAUUGCACAGAAAAGUGCUAAUGGAUAUUUAGUCAAAUCACCCUUUGAACAACAUUAGGUUGGAUCCAAAUGUAGCAUUUUGCAACUAUUAGUUCUCCUGUUUGUGGAUGAUAAUUCAGUCCAGCUGAGGCACUCCUGAUGGAAGGGGAGAACCAAUUCACCAGUUUUUCAUCUGCAGCUCCCAGUGCCUCCAUUUGUAGAAUUGCUAAGCUUUGAGGUUGUGGUCUUUGGUCCCCUACCCAUAUAUUUGGGGGGCAGAUUUCUAUUAAUCAUGCACCACUGGCAUAACUAAAGCACUCUUUUCAUUAGCCUUCCUCUCCUUCCUCUAGGAGCUCGCCUGGCAGAGGGUACCGCAUUCCAGCCAGUGCCUUAAUCAACCUUUCUUAUGGUAAUCGGUCUGAAACAGGAAAUCAGAAGCUAACUGCCAUAGUUAAACCUCAGCCAGCUGUGAGUCCCUACAACUCAUAUUCACCCGAAUCAUUUUCUGUAUCUACACAAAAAGCACAUCAAGGAGGUCUCAACCAUUCUCCUCGCUCCCUCUUUGUUCCAACUCGAGUAAGUCCACAUUUAGUUCCUACAAUUAUGUCCCAGAAAAUAAAGUCAUUGUUAACAGUAGAUCUCCAUGGAUGCUAACUAAACAUUUUUUUUAAUAGCAGAGUUUAGACAGGCUUUAAUGAUUACUGUAAUCAUGGUUAGCUAGCUUAGACUCAUCCAGGUUUGCAUAAGAAAACACCUGGAAAUCUCUUAAUCCUCAUGAUACACUUUGAGGGUAGAGAAAGGAAGUGUGUUUGAUAAAGAAUGUGUUUCUAUUUGGGAUAGAUUCUGUCAGUAUAAGGAGGUAAGGAAAUUUCCCAAAACAAAUUAAUGUUGAUGAAAGAGUUUAAGUUGUACAGGUAUUCCUCUUUUACCACAUUCACUGGAGAUAAUCUAUUUCCCUUCCCCUCUGGCGGGUGGAGGGGAGGAAUCAUAGCAAUAACGAGUAUUUUAAAGAGGAAGAAACAAGUUGAAUAGCUAUUCCGUUAAAUUUUCUUAAUCUUUCAUCUAGCAAGUGAAUGGAAGGCAGCAUAACAAUCUCAAGGUUGAAACCCAAGGCAAUUCCAAUUCCCUUCAGAAAGGAGCAUAUUUAAGCAGCAAUCAGAAAUACAAAGUAAGUUGCAUUAUUUUCUUAGUACGUGCUAGUAGAUGUAGACUGAGUUUGGGAAGGAAGUAGUUUGGGCAUGUGGGUGGGUGGGUGUAAGCAAAUAUUAAAAGUAGGGGAAAUUCAUCCCACACAGAAUCAGUAGAAAGAACAUAGCUCCUUAAAAGUGGAAACCCUUCUACCUUUUCAACAAAGGAGCCAUUUUUCUUCCUGGAAGUAAGUAGCAGCAGAAAGAAAGGGUUCAGGGAAAAUGGGAGAAGGAAAUGCUGUGGAAUUGUAAGGAGGGCGGGGUAUGGGUGCGUAUGGUUAGUAGCGGGGUGGGGGGGCAGUAACAAAAGAGAAUGGAUACCACAUGGGGGGUUGAGAGGGUUUUGUAUGAAGUGGGGAGAGGUGAUGGGGUAUCUUGUGAGACUGGGACAUGGUCAGGCUGCUAUCCGAAUAAACCUUUAAAAAAAAUUAUUUUAAGCCUUUUUACAAGCGUGAGCUCAUUCUGAGCUUUAGACCACCUGACAUUUGCCCUGCAACCAUUAGCUACACGUGUAUACUCCUCUUUUGUGAUUUUCCCCUUCUUCCAUUUCUUGUAUGUGCCCUUUCCAAAUCUCAGCUCAUGUGUGAGCCCCUUAUAGAGCCACACCCAUUAUUUAGCCAGCCUCUUUAGAUGCCUCCCACUUUUUAUUUCUUGUCUACAUUUGGGCGUUCAACAUUUCACCUUGAAGAAACUCCCAUCCGCCCUGUUUAAAAAGUAGAGAUAAAAUUGAGGAAGGCCCCGUAGCGUAGGGUCUAGGUAUAGAUGCAAGAAAAUAUGUGGCAGUGUGACACUGUGAGGUAAAGUCCCAUGAUACUAUAAGAACUGCAUUGGUAAGCAGGCAUGCUGAUGCAGUAGGUGGCUCCCCCUUUUACCUCUCCACAAUGUCGGGAGACGAGAAUAUGUUUUGCCCAUUCACUACUGCUUUGACUUUAUGAGUCUAGGGUAAGUGACUUCACUUACUACUUCUCUUCCUCAUUUUGCUUCUUAAACUGUUAAGCUAUUGAAUCUACACAGCCAUAGCUCUCUUGGGUGUAAGGAUUUUAUUAGAGCAGAUCUUGCAUAAAUGGGUUGGUUUUAUUUUUCCUUCACACCAGGCUCAAGAUAAGCAAGAUGAUGAAUUUUGCAGCAUAUGGCAAUCAUUGCAGAGCUCUGGAAAGUCUCAGUCUGCCCAACAUGAUAGGCAUGAGAAGGUUAGUUUCUGUAGUGGAGUGGAUGUGAUGUGUGUGAGAUUUUCUGAACAGGAUUUUGCUACUGAACAAUGUCAUUUUCUAGGGUGGAAUUUUACCUCAAUACAUAAAGCUAAAUACGGGUGGCCAGUUCUGCAAACCAGGCUUCAAUGAGAGUAGCUUCAAAGGCCAGCAAAGAAAACCGGAAUCUUUCAGGAAGUGUAAGUACUUUUCUUUGAAUUUUGUAUAUUCCUUCAUCAAGUUAGGGAUUCAGUUUUGGAAAGCAUUUAUUUUAUUCUAGUCCUGUAGAAAAUGAUGCUUAUGGCAGAUGGAGUGUUGCCAUUAUAGCCCCAACCUUUGGUAUUUUCUCUGAAGAAAUGCAUGCCAUUACCUCCCCCUCUCACCAAAAAAGGGUGAAAGUGGAUUUAGGGUUGCUAAUACAUGGAGAUCCAUUGAAAUCAAUAGCCUUGAGCUUGAUUAUUAUGAGUAUGACAUAGUUUGCUGUCACACUUUGAAUUUUUGUUUGUUUUGUGAGGUAUUGUUUUUUAACUUAAUCCGGUUGAUGUUCUUGUGGCAAGAAGUUUGGCACCCAUCUCUAUUUGAAAUAGUUCCUGAGAGGGGCAGCAUUAACUAGCCCUAGCGCAAUACCAUUUUUCAACUUGGAAUUUACUAUUUUCAACUGCAGAAACCACCAUUUGAACGACUGAAGUCUGUUUUUCUAUGGCUGAUGUCACUUAAAAGUGCUUUUUUAGUGGCCAUAGCAUCAGCAAGAAGGAUUUCAGAGCUGGGAGCUUUGUCUGUUGGAAAACAUCAUUGUGUGCUUAACAAAGACAGAAUUGUACUGCAGACUGUUUUUCACUACCAGCAGGAGCUGGUGUUACAUACUUUCUGUCUUUUCCCAUGUCAUCCUAAAGAACAUGCAUAGCACUCUCUGGAUGUCCACAGGGCAGAUUAGAUAGAUCAAUUGAUCAAUAUGGCAAAGCCAUUUGGAUAAACAUGUUUAUUAUUGCCUCUCAUCCAACAUACUUAGGGAGAAAGGUUUCAACAUCCACCAUAGCUAGGUGGAUUAAAGCUUGUAUUUCUUUGGCAUAUAAUUCUCUUCAUUUGAUUCACUUAGUGAGAGCAUCUGCAGCAUUUUCUACAAGUGGUUUGUAGGGCAGGGACUUGGGCUGCUUUGAAUACAUUUACAAGACACUAUAAAAUACACAUUUAUGCUUCUGCAGAAGCAGCUUUUCAGAGGCGUCAACAGGUCCUUUAGCUGCAGAACAGGAGUGUGGAACAUUUGGCCAACCAGAUAUUGCUUGAACUAGAACUUCCAUCAGCCCGAGCAAGCGUGGGCAAUGGCCAGGGAUGAUGGCAGUUGUAGUUCAGCAACAUCUGGAGGUCCAAAGCUUCUCCACAGCUGCUACAAAAAAUCCCACCUGGGUGAGUCUUAGUGCCAUUAGAUAAGGGUCCAUGGGAUUCACCUAAAGGGUGUUUCUCAGGGAGUACUGGGAGGCCAAGGCCCACCCAAAGCUGCAUGACAUAAUUAAGAGGUGGGUUAAGAGCAGAGUGUCUAGAGAGUGGUCAUGCCUUUCUGUUUGUUGACAUUUUGGUUGUUAAAUAUGUGUUGUUUUUAAUUGUUGGAUGUUUAACUUACAAGCUUAUCUAGAUGGCGAACUGUUUUUCUAAGGGAGGGGUCACUCAGAAAUUCUAUUGGAAUCAUGACAUAUUCCUGCUUCAAGCAACGUAAGGAACUCAUUGACUCAUCUGGCGGUGUGCUAGUGGCCCUUGAGAAACACUUUUCAGCUAGUCCAGUAUACCCAUUUCUUUCAUCCUGUUCAGGAGUUACAUUGUGCUGUUUGAGUUUUCUGUUGCAGCCGUCCACCCAGAUUUUAUCCCUUUUGUUACAGCUUCUGAACAGAGAUAGUAAAAAGAAAGUGCUUGGAAAUAUACUAGAUUGACGAAGAGGACUCACCCUAGCUGUGCUUGUGUACCUAUUUACCUGGGAGUAAACUAAGUGGGACUUCCUUCUUAGUAGACACAUGUAGGAUUGCACACACACUCGUUUUAUAUAUGAACAGUUUUUGAAAAAACACGUGUUACUUGUUUAGCUAAUAUUAUAAAUUUUUGUAUUUGUAGCUAAAGACGACUCUAAAGGUCCAAGAACUGACAGUCAAACACAUAAAGGAUCAAAUAAACCGGUAAUUUUCUGGUGCUGUUUUAUGGUGAAUUGUUCAAAGGAAACAAAGGGCAGAAAUAGCAACGGUUUGUGCGCAGAUGCUUGGGUAUGCCUAACACAUACUUUUGGACAUGGAUUAAAUUGGCAGCUGCCCCUCCGCAUUCCUGCCACAGAGUGUAACUAUAUGUGUGAUAUAUCUGCUUGAGGGAGAUGGCCCUUGUAUGAUCGCAUAGGUCUUGACUAGGGAAGUUGAGAGAUUUCCAAAAUUACUUGUGCAGCUAAUCACUGGUUAGGUAGGUGGCCAUAGCUUUUAGCACGGGUGAUGUAAGAAAGUAUACCUGCAGGAAUAAGAGUUUGUUAAAAAACAUUUCCGCCUUGUUAAUUUGCUUUUACAUUUGACCUGGUCUGUCUCAGAAUUUUGCAGGUGCUAAUAAGUAUAGUGUGAAGCUAUUGAAGAGGAAUGAAGCCCCCAAUGAGCCAGUAGAACCAAAGCCUGCAGUUGACAGUCCCAGUAUAACUGAAAAGGUAGGAAAAUGGCAAUCUAAAUAUUUGCAUUUACCUGAGUACAUUCUGAAGAAGAAACAACAUGACAAGUAGAUUUUAUUAGAUAUUAAUUUUAAUGCACCAGAAUUGUCGAAUGCUUUAUUUUCUUCAUGGUCUUUUUCCAUAUGGGAUUGCACCUGUGAAGAGUACUAGCCAGACCUUUUAGCAAGCUCUAAGCCAUGAGAUGAUAUUGGCCUCCCUCUCCCUCUCAAGCAUAGGCCAGAGGAUCACUAGAUUAUCCAUGUCAGAUCCCUGCCUCUCUGCUCAGUGGCCUGCUGCACAUAAUAUGUUUCUCAAAAUUGUCAGAAGAAAUGGAUAAAAUAAAGAUUUAAAAUUCUCUCUCUAUAAAUUAUAUCUCAUGUAUGUGUUGUGAAUUAUCGUUUGUGGCCAUCUAGCUAAAUCAUAGUGGUAUUAUAUAUACAGAACAACCAAAAAGACUGACCGCUGAGCCACUUUGUAGCGAGUUCCUGAAGAAUUAUGGAACUUUUUACUUGUUUGCUUUGUUUGAAAUACAUUUAACAUGGCCCACAUGUGCUCCUGAGCUUUAGAGCCUUUGUCCUUUGCUGCAGUAUUGAAGAGAACUCUAAGCACACAGUGGAGACACGGGCAAAAUUCUUCCAGACUUUGCAGUGAAUGGGGGAGACCUUUUAAGUAAUAUGUACCUUAAAGGGAAAGGGACCCUGAGACGUUCUCAAAGUAAAGAAAGGAUUGAACUCUGAAUAAUAAGAAUACACACUGAGGCUUGAACCAGCAAGACUCUGGGAAGGGUGCGUAUAAUUGUGUCUCUCUGUCUCCCCCCCAGCCCCUCGGCCCAGGUCGUUUUAUUCACAAAAGAACUUUUUACAGAGUGUUCAUAAGAACCAAUCAGAUUUCUUCUGAGCAUUUCAACAGACCCCACGUGAGGACAAAGUUAAACUACCAAAACUAAUUAGGCACGGGGUAAACAAAGACACCCCGGAGGUGAUAAACAAGCAAUAUACAUGAUAAGAAGGAUGGCCAGGAGGACAGCGAUCAUUAUCACCUUUAUGUGAGAUCUGUUUCCUGGCCCUAAGAUUAACAUCCUAAGAUUAACAUAUCAGAAAGACUACUUCAAAGAAGCUGCCCACUGUCUUUGAUGACCCAGGACGCCUGCCUGGCUGUGUAAGUGACUUGUGAAGCAAGAUAAAUGGGCAGUAGAGGAAAUGGCCAGAGAUGCAGGGGGCUGUGGGAUUUGAUCAGAAAUUAUUGUCAAGGUAUCAAACCCAGUCAACACAAUGCAUUCAUCAUGGACACAAGGGCUUGAUGCAUAUUUUAUAAUUCCUCAUAGUAAUCCCACCUGACCCCACACUCUGGAUAUUUGCACUCCUAUAGGACCCCUGACCAUUAGGUCCAGUCGCGGACGAAUCUGGGGUUGCGGCGCUCAUCUCGCUUUAUUGGCCAAGGGAGCCGGCAUACAGCUUUCAAGUCAUGUGGCCAGCAUGACUAAGCCGCUUCUGGCAAACCAGAGCAGCGCACGGAAACGUCAUUUAUCUUCCCGCUGGAGCGGUACUUGUUUAUCUACUUGCACUUCGAGCUUUCGAACUGCUAGGUUGGCAGGAGCAGGGACCGAGCAACAGGAGCUCACCCCGUCACGGGGAUUCGAACCGCCGACCUUCUGAUUGGCAAGCCCUAGGCUCUGUGGUUUAACCCUCAGUGCCACCCGUGUCCCAAUAUGUACCCUAAGUUCCCUCUAAGUUUUCAUAUUGAUUUCAGUGGAGUUUGCACAGAGAAAAUUCCUUUCUCUGAGUUUUGCUCUUCUAAUUCUUUCAUAUAUGUAUAUAUCUAUAUAUUCCUUAGAAUGGAUCUGAACUUGAAGACAUUUUGGCGUCUUUGAAAAUUUUCAAAGAAAAAGAGGUGCCACGGUCAUAUCCCAAGGAACCAACUAAUGAAGAACACUUGUCUCCACAGUCUUUUGCUAUGGUUUGUAUGCUGCUGUUGGAAUUGACUUCAUUGGUUUAACUUUGGAUGCAUUUAAUGUACAGAGUUCUAUGAUAAAAUUCUCAAUUUAUACAAUAUAUAAAUGCUGUUUGCUUUUUUUUUAAAGAAAGGAACACAGAUGCUCAAAGAAAUUUUGAAGAUAGAUGGUUCUGACACAGCAGAAGCAAAGUCAGUGGCAAAUGAAGUGUCUGCUCCAACUUGCAGGCAGGAUUCUUGUGCGCCUGCCUCACAACAUACCAAUGCCAAAAAGAUGGGUAUGUAUAAAAGCUUUGUUCUAUAAUUGAAUAAAUGGUUUGUGCUAUGCAGAUUUAAGUUUAAUGUUUAUUGAUUAUAUAAUACCUUUUGAACAUCUAACAUUCAAUCAAAUUAAACAAAGUACUGUACUCUGGUUCAUUUAUUCAAACAUGGUACAGAUUACAUGUAUUUAUUCUCAUUGAUAGCUGCUUUCAUGAACAAAUCCCCUGGCACAGCAGGACCUCAGAACACUCAGGGCAUGGAGGUUGGAGGCCACCCACUUCUUGGACCACCAAACUCAUUAUCCACUCCAGUAUCUGAGCUUUCUCGUAUCUGUUCCCUUCUUGGAAUGCUGCAGCCAGAUUUCUCAUUUCUUAGAACACCACAGGUAAUUUAGCUUCAAAUAUCAGAUCUGUGUAGUAUGCAAAAAAACCCACACCCAUAAUCUCUUUUAUUUCCAGUUCAAGUCUUAAAUGUGCUUGCAGAAAUAUAGCCAAAUUGUUCCACCCACAUGCAAGGAGGAGGCAUCACCAGACUGGGAUUUGCAAGGGACAAAAUACCUUUAUGAACUACCCUAAAAAUAAAGGGGAAAACAAAACAGGCUAAUGAGCACUUGACAGCUAUUGACUGCUGAGCAACAUGGGAGUUGGGGCAAACUAUAAACCAGGCGGUGGGGUGGAAUGGAAAAGGAGAUUAAAAUAAUGGACACAUAGGUAUAAAAAGAGUAGAGAGAAUCAUUUCAUUGUCUGAGUAGGUAAUUUCUGAGCUCAUGUUGAGAAGUUAUUUGUCAGUGUCCCCAGGGACAGGGGUGAGAGCUGCUCCCCAUUUUUCAUCGUUUAGACCAGGGUAGCCAGCAUGGGGCCCAUCGGAUGCUGCUAGACUCCCCAGCCAGCAUGGCCAGUGGUCAGGGAUGAUGGAAGUUGUAGACUGGUGACAUUAGACAGAUGGAUACUUGGCUAAUCUUCAAUAGGAAACUCUGUUAGAAGGCAGAUAAAUUGUCCACCCUUUGUAUAAAUCUGUCCAUUUUGCAGUCUGUUUUCAGUAUGCUAUGUAGAAAAUAAAGUUGCUUUGUCUUCUUUUCUUCCAUAGACGAUGACAGUUUGUCAGGUAAAGCUAUCCAAUGGCUUAUUAGUACACGGACCUCAAUGUCACUCUGAAAAUGAAGCUAAGGAGAAAGCAGCACUUUUCGCUUUGCAGCAAUUGGUGAGACUAGCAGUCAAAAUGCUUUAUAAAACCUUAGAAUGCUCAUCUCCAUUUAUUAGCUAGUCAUGCUUCCUGUAUCACAAACUUUAAGUACCCUUUUUCAUACAGAGCUCUCUCGGGAUGAACUUUCCUCUGCCACCACCGCCUGUAUUUCCAAAUUAUCAACCCAUGGGAGCUCUUGUGCCUCCUGGAUCCAUUCCUCCAGUCUUCACACAGCACACUGGUACAUUUAAUCAAUUUUAACUUCCUGUGUGUGUAAAUGCAUGUUUUUCAUACGGUAUAGUUGGAAGCAAAUUAACCUUUUGUAGAAGUUGCAUAGUAGCAAACUGCUAGUCCUUAUCAGCAACAGUGCUUUCUUUAAUAAUUGUAUAUAAUUUGAUUAUUCUAUAUAGAUUAAUUUUAUAAACAACGCCCUAAGUUUUUAUAAACAAAGUCCUAAAGUUUUUAGGACUUAAAAAAACCUAUGUUCUUUGUGAGACAAGUUGUAUUAUUUUUUCUCACAGUGAGAGGGGAAAGUAUUGAAUGCAUUGAUCUCUAGUGUCUCAUAAAUUUGUCUUUUGGGUUCCAUAAAGAAUGCACCUUUUUCUCCAAUUCAAUUAUUAUGAAAUAUAUGAGCUAAAUUUGGAAGUGGAGGGAGGGAGGCUUUUAAAGAGUAGCUACCCAUUUUUCUUAGUUAAUACUGGAAUCUAAAAUGAGCUUAUUGUUUUCGCAGCUAAUUUGUUUCCUUCACCACCUCAUGCGUUUGGCCCAGUGCCAUGGGGAGCACCAGUUGCAGUCCAUGGGAAACCUUACUUUCCUGGUUCCUAUCCUGGGAAUAUGCCUUUUGCGGGCACUGUACCAGCUGGUGCACACAAUCAGUUUAUACCCUUGCAGGUAAGAUCUGACAGCCGCUACACACACACACACACACACACACACACACAUAUAUACACACACACAGAGCCAGUAUGGAUGUAGUGGUUAAGAGCGAUAGACUCGUAAUCUGGGGAACUGGGUUCGCGUCUCUGCUCCUCCACAUGCAGCUGCUGGGUGACCUUGGGGUAGUCACACCUCUCUGAAGUCUCUCAGCCCCACUCACCUCACAGAGUGUUUGUUGUGAGGGAGGAAGGGAAAGGAGAAUGUUAGCCACUUUGAGACUCCUUCGGGUAGUGAUAAAGUGGGAUAUCAAAUCCAAACUCCUCCUCUUCUUCUACAUAUGCUUCUCACAUGUUAGAAAACUAAACUUCUUUUUUUUUUUAAGGUAACUAAGAAAAGGGUUGCCAGCAAGACUAAUGUUGAGCCAAAGGAGUUCCCAGGUUCUCUUCAAAAUGUGCAGUUAAAGAAUGAACAGUCAAGCAUCGACACUACAAAAAUGAACCCACAGGAUGCCUCUUCAGAACAUUUAAGGUCUCAUCAAGCUGCUCCAUCUUUCCAAGAGAAAAUGGUUCCUUCAAGCUCGGUUGCAUCUCGUAAGAAAUCAAUACCAAAUGUGUCUACCAAGCGAAAGCCCAGAAAAUUGGCUGUCAAUUUUGGUGCACCCAAAUCUUCAGAAUAA